AUGAAAAGAACAUUUUAUUUAUAUAAAAAAUUUAGUGCAUUACACCAGAUACAUGAAACAUUUAAAAAUCUUGAGGGGAGACAUAAAAUGAAGGCACCACCUGAGGAAAAUAAAGCUAUACGGGGCACCUCUAAAACUCAGGAACUCUGCGAGAUCUUGCAAAAACGACUGAAGAGGGGUGAAGACAAUAAUGUUAGCCACUUGGAACAUGAAGGUAUAAUUUAUGAUGAUUCCCAGAUUAUUAGUGAACUCCUUAGAGAGUGGUUAUCCAAUGAUACCAAAGUGCAUCCGUCCCCAAUUCUCGACAUAACCUGA
Molecule: messenger RNA, 315 nt
Organism: Trichobilharzia regenti
Lineage: Eukaryota; Metazoa; Platyhelminthes; Trematoda; Strigeidida; Schistosomatidae
Source: the annotation of a GenBank genome assembly